Messenger RNA from Pogonomyrmex barbatus (red harvester ant), 1007 nucleotides. Its product is annotated as rhythmically expressed gene 2 protein. Gene Ontology annotation, cellular component: nucleus. The record is from RefSeq and is a predicted model, not a curated record. NCBI's taxonomy places the organism in Eukaryota, Metazoa, Arthropoda, Insecta, Hymenoptera, Formicidae.
CGACGCCAUCGAUUAAUCUGCGUACAUAUGUUGCGUGCAUGGUGGUGUGUGUGUGAGAACAUUUUCACAGUCGUAACUGUUUCCUUCUCGCCAAUUGUUUUUGUAGAGUGUCUAAUUAUCCGAGAUUAUUGCGGAGCAUUAAAACUCGUUAAAAAUAUGAUUAGUCGUAUUCGACCACGUCUUGUGACCUUCGAUGUGACCGGUACGCUGCUAAUGACCAAGCUCGAGGAGCAUUAUGUCGAGAUCGGGUCUCAGCAUGGUUUAUUUGUCGAGCCAAGAAAAUUGGCGCGAAGUUUCAAGAACAAUUUUAUGCAACUUAGUAAGGAACACCCGAUAUAUGGCAAGCACACCGGACUGGGAUGGAGGAACUGGUGGAGAACAAUUGUACAUAAUGUGUUUAAGGAACAACAUACCUCCGUGUCGAUAGAUACAUUGGACAAAGUUGCUGAUAGUCUAAUAAGUUGCUACGGCACCAGCAGAUGCUGGUGCAAAUACCCUGGUACCAUAGAUUUACUUGACUUCUUACAAAAGAGGAAUGUUGUGUUAGGAGUUAUCUCGAAUUUUGAUCAACGUUUAGAAUCAAUUCUUGAAGAUACACAAAUUCGCCGGUAUUUCUCCUUUGUUUUAACUUCAUAUGAUCUUGGAAUCGAAAAGCCGAGUUUACCAAUAUUUGAGGAGGCAUUAAGACUAGUAAAAUAUUUUCAAGAGAAGGAAAUAUUACCUCAAGAAGCAAUGCAUAUUGGCGACAGAGUGGAUAAUGAUUAUUUUGGAGCAAAAAGCGCUGGUUGGAAUGCUUUAUUAAUAAAGCAUCACAACGAAGUCAAUGAAGGCACAGUGCCCAAGGAAGAUAUUUUUGAAAGUUUGAAGGAACUUCAAAAACACUUUGACAAAGUGCUUAGGAUGAGUUAAGUGAUUAUAAUAGUGAUAAUGUAUGUAGUAUUAUUCGAUGAAUAUUAUAUUUAUUUUUGUUUAAUAAUGAUAAUGAUAAUUUUUAUAAUUUAGCUAAA